Messenger RNA from Pseudogymnoascus destructans, 2498 nucleotides. It is a transcript of the gene GSY1, whose product is annotated as glycogen synthase isoform 1. Bases 146 to 2308 code for a protein of 720 amino acids. NCBI's taxonomy places the organism in Eukaryota, Fungi, Ascomycota, Leotiomycetes, Thelebolales, Thelebolaceae. Gene Ontology annotation, cellular component: cytoplasm. The record is from RefSeq and is a predicted model, not a curated record. Gene Ontology annotation, molecular function: alpha-1,4-glucan glucosyltransferase (UDP-glucose donor) activity. Gene Ontology annotation, biological process: glycogen biosynthetic process. The transcript is spliced from 5 exons.
CUCCAACGCCAACGCCAACGCCAACGCCAACGCCAUCCCAACGUCACACUGGCCCUACUAUCCUACCUACUGAACCAUACUAUCUAUACUACUUACUACCUCUCUCCUCCCCUUCGCUCGCUAUCAAUCGAUAACGAAGCCCACCAUGACCACCACCAACAGAGAUGUCCGCAACCACUUUCUCUUCGAGAUCGCCACCGAGGUUGCCAAUCGAGUCGGCGGUAUCUACUCGGUCCUCAAAUCCAAAGCCCCCGUCACCACCGCCGAGUAUGGCGACCGCUACACCCUGAUCGGUCCGCUGAACAGGCAGUCGGCCGCCGUCGAGGUCGAGGCGCUGACGCCCACGAACCCCCAGCUCGCUGCCACCAUCGCUGCUAUGGAGGAGCGUGGCAUCAGCAUUGUCUAUGGGCGGUGGUUGAUUGAGGGUGCCCCCCGCGUCCUGCUGAUCGAUACGAAGACCGCAUACAAGUUCCUGGACGAGUGGAAGGCGGACCUGUGGAACACGGCGAGCAUCCCGUCGCCGCCAGGUGACGACGAGACCAACGAGGCGGUGGUCUUUGGAUACCUCGUCGCCUGGUUCCUGGGAGAGUUCGUCGCCCACGAGAAGGAAAGGGCCGUCGUCGCCCACUUCCACGAGUGGCUCUCCGGUGUCGCCCUCCCCCUCUGCAAGAAGCGCCGCAUCGACGUGACGACCAUCUUCACGACCCACGCAACGCUCCUCGGCCGCUACCUCUGCGCCGGCUCCGUCGACUUCUACAACAACCUGCAGUACUUCGACGUCGACGCCGAGGCCGGCAAGCGCGGCAUCUACCACCGCUACUGCAUCGAGCGCGCCGCCACGCACUCCUGCGACGUCUUCACGACCGUCUCGCACAUCACCGCCUACGAGAGCGAGCACCUCCUCAAGCGCAAGCCCGACGGCGUGCUGCCCAACGGGCUCAACGUCACGAAAUUCAGCGCCAUGCACGAGUUCCAGAACCUGCACCAGCAGUCCAAGGAGAAGAUCCACGACUUCGUGCGCGGGCAUUUCUAUGGGCACAAUGAUUUCGACCCGGAUAACACCUUGUACUUCUUCACCGCCGGCCGCUACGAGUACAGGAAUAAGGGCUGCGACAUGUUCAUCGAGUCUCUCGCGCGCCUGAACCACCGCCUUAAGGCCUCGGGAUCGAAAAUGACAGUCGUAGCUUUCAUCAUCAUGCCCGCACAGACCCAAUCCCUCACCGUCGAGGCCCUCAAGGGACAGGCGGUCAUCAAAUCCCUCCGCGACACCGUCGACGUCAUCGAGCGCGGCGUCGGCAAGCGCAUCUUCGAGCGCGCACUGAAGUGGCACGACGGCGACCCAAUGCCGGAUUCCAAGGACCUCAUCACGGCACAAGACCGCAUCCUCCUCCGCCGCCGCUUGUUCGCGAUGAAGCGCCAUGGUUUGCCGCCGAUUGUGACGCAUAAUAUGGCGAAUGAUGCCGAGGAUCCGAUUCUGAACCAGAUCCGUCGCGUGCAGCUGUUCAACCACCCCUCGGACCGCGUUAAGAUCGUGUUCCACCCCGAGUUCCUCAACUCCGCUAACCCGGUGCUGCCGCUCGACUACGACGAGUUCGUGCGCGGAACGCACCUGGGUGUUUUCCCAUCCUACUACGAGCCGUGGGGCUACACACCCGCGGAAUGCACGGUCAUGGGCGUCCCAUCCAUCACCACCAACCUCUCGGGCUUCGGCUGCUACAUGGAAGAGCUCAUCGAGAACUCCACCGACUACGGCAUCUACAUUGUCGACCGCCGCACCAAAGGCGUCGACGACUCCGUCAACCAGCUCACCCACUUCAUGGCCGAAUUCGCCGCCAAAUCCCGCCGCCAGCGCAUCAACCAACGUAACCGAACCGAGCGCCUGAGCGAUCUGCUGGAUUGGAAGAGGAUGGGGAUGGAGUACGUCAAGGCGCGCCAGCUUGCGCUGCGUAGAGCGUACCCGGCCAGCUUUGAGGGCGAGGAGGGCGAGGGGGAUGUCUUUGCGGGGAGUGACGUGAAGAUCUCGCGCCCGUUUUCGGUGCCGGGGAGUCCGAGGGAUCGGUCGGGGGUGAUGACGCCGGGGGAUUUUGGGAGUCUGCAGGAGGGGAGGGAGGGGUUGAGUACGGAGGAUUAUAUUGCGUGGAAGUUGCCAGAAGAGGAAGACCCAGAUGAGUACCCAUUCCCCCUCACCCUCCGCAACCGCCGCCCAUCGGGAAGCGCACUCGACCCCAUGAGUGGGGGACCCACCAGCCCUGCGGAGCUGGGGAAGGAGAACGGGGAGGGUAAGGCGAAGGCGCAGGCGUCGUCGUAGACGAAACCGUUUGAUGGAGUCGUCGAUGAAGCCGUAGACGAGGAACCGGCUUGCCUUGGCUCGUCUGCUGGGUGAUAUAUAUAUAUAUUUUUUUGGUGCAAGUUGAAGAGGAGGCUGGAGGAGGUAAUUAAGACGAGGAGGAGGAGAUUUCAAAAAUGUUUUGCAUGAGGACAGAAAGGGGGGGGGUGCG